AUGCAAAUCGACGAUGUAUUUUCAUUUAACAGUGAAACAGUUUGCGAGGCUAUGAGUAGUGAAACAGGUGUCGUUAGCCGUCAGUACAUGCGGUCUUUUCGAAGAACAUUUCAAGAAGCUCGCGAAUGUGCAUUUAAUUCAAAUGAAACAAGAUGUCGUCCACUGCUAAUUUGCGUUCAUCAUCGAAGAAGUUUUCCAUAUUUCGAUGUUUAUCAAUAUAUGUUCUACUCUGAAUAUCUACUUGAGUUUCUGAAUGAAAAUUAUACUCUUUGGCUGUGUGACAUCACUCAAUACUCGAAUAGAACUAUGUUAUAUCAAGUAUGCCCGACUUUAUUCGACAUUGACUUUGUUGUAAAUGAUCCUUGGGAACAGUUUCCACCCAUCUUAAUUGGCGUUCUGCGACAAUCAGAUGACGAGUUGUCCGAUUGCGAAUUUGAAUUACUAUUCGAUGGUAUGCAUUUAAUACAUACCAUGGGCGAUUUAACUCUGGAAACUUUAUUCGACGAACUACUCAAAUUUAAAGAUCAAUUUGAUGACAAUGAGAAAAAUUUCGUAUUUGAUUUCUUGCGAGUUGCCCGCCUAUGUGAUGAUAUGUUUUAUGAAAUAGUACCAUAUAUGACAUUAAACGACGCAUUAACGACAUUUUCAUCUAAAUACGCCGGUAUAUUGCAAGAACGCAAUAUUAAAUUAUUACUCGAUAAUCCCUCGGAUGAAUUCAUGGCAGCAAUCAUUAAUAGAAUUCCGUCCGAAUUGAUUAUAGCGUUACGCAUUAAAGUAGAUGAUUUGAGUUCUAAAUUGCAGUUACUCAAAGACAAAAAAGCUUCUGCUAAUGUGACGAGAUUGAUUUUGACUAACAUUGAACGACUAGAUCGAAUGAAUGACUAUCUCGCAUAUUUUGCCAAUGUUACCUGCCUUUCUCUUUGCUAUGCCAGUAAUAUUGACUUUCGUAAUUUAUGUAAUUGCAUCCGAUACUUCCCAAGCUCAGUCAAACGAUUGAAAAUCGCUUGUACGAACGUUCUUUGUUCUCAUAAUCGAAUGGAUUAUCUCUUCAGCAAAAGUUGCCAUUUCAAUUCCACAAUCGAACAUCUAUUAAUUAGUAUCGAACUUAUUUCCACGUCAAUCGUAAACAGUUGCCAUCAGUACCAUCCAAUAUGCGAAUUGAAAACGAUCGCGGACUUCAUUCGAGUUUUAACUAACAUUCAAGACGUUCGUAUAGUUGUCCAUCAUGGAAAUCUCGUUCGACUGUUAGAUCUCGUCGAAUGGAAAGGUGUGUUACAACUACGUCCGACAUUGAAGAAAAUCGUACUGAAACCAAGUACAAACGUGAUAGUAGAUGAGCAAGCAAGACAAAAGGCGUUAGAUAUUCAGCAACAAAUGGCUGCUGUAAAUCGAAUAAUUGAAUUCGAAAUUGCAUAG
Messenger RNA from Adineta ricciae, 1416 nucleotides. Lineage: Eukaryota; Metazoa; Rotifera; Eurotatoria; Adinetida; Adinetidae. The record is from the annotation of a GenBank genome assembly.